This is a messenger RNA of Phaedon cochleariae (mustard beetle), 891 nucleotides long. NCBI's taxonomy places the organism in Eukaryota, Metazoa, Arthropoda, Insecta, Coleoptera, Chrysomelidae. The record is from the annotation of a GenBank genome assembly.
AUGAAAAAUGCCACCCCGAAAUUCAAAGGGCGAGAAUUGGGAGUAGAGAGAGUUGAGAGAGAAGAGAGAGUAGAGAGAGUUAAGAGAGUAGGGAGAGUAGAGAGAGUAGAGAGAGUAGAGAGAGUAGAGAGAAUAGGGAGAGUAGAGAGAGUAGAGAGAGUAGAGAGAGUAGAGAGAGUAGAAAGAGUAGAGAGAGUAGAGAGAGUAGAGAGAGUAGAGAGGGUAGAGAGAGUAGAGAGAGUAGGGAGAGUAGAGAGAUUAAAGAGAGUAUAUAGAGUAGAUAGAGUAGAAAGAGUAGAGAAAGUAGAGAGAGUAGAGAGAGUAGAGAAAGUAAAAAGGGUGGAGAGAGUAAAGAAAGUAGGGAGAGUUGAGAGAGUAGAGAUAGUAGAGAGAGUAAAGAGAGUAAAGAGAGUAGAGAGAGUAGACAGCGUAGAGAUCGUGAAGAGAGUAGAGAGAGUAGAGAUAGUACAGAGGGUAUAUAGAGUAGAGGGAGUAGAGAGAGUAGAGAGAGUAGAGAAAGUAGAGAUAGUGAAGAGAAUAAAGGGAGUAAAGAAAGUAGAGAGAGUAGAGACAAGAGAGAGUAGAGAGAGUAAAGAGAGUAAAGAGAGUAAAGAGAGUAAAGAGAGUAAAGAGAGUAAAGAGAGUAAAGAGAGUAAAGAGAGUAAAGAGAGUAAAGAGAAGAGUAAAGAGAGUAAAGAGAGUAAAGAGAGUAAAGAGAGUAAAGAGAGUAAAGAGAGUAAAGAGAGUAAAGAGAGUAAAGAGAGUAAAGAGAGUAAAGAGAGUAAAGAGAGAAAAAAGAGUAAAGAGAGUAAAGAGAGUGAAGAGAGUAGAGGGAGUAGAGAAACUAGAGACAGAAGGCAGGGUAGAGAGAGUAUAGAAUGUAGAGAGUAA